AUGGAGAAAGAAGUUGUUCAGUGCUCCUUCAAUCCAAAUGCUAAGGAAAGUGCAGGAGGGAGGCAGCUGAAAUAUAGAGAUGGCAUGAGUUUGAGCGGGAAUUCUCGUAAGCGGAGCAGGAGGACUUCAGCUGCUGCAAAAAUCAGCCAGUGCCGAGAAAUAUGUGUGGACCUGGAGACUCCUGAUUCCAUUCUUGUCCACACAAAUCUUCGGGAUCUGAUAAACAAGCAUACUUUUGCAAGAUUGCCUCCAUUGUAUCAGUACCAGCUCAUCCAGCUUUUACCAGAAGUAGACAGAGUUCUUGGUCCUGAUCAUACUUUACGCUUGAGCUCAUCAGCACUGAAUAAUGAGUUCUUUGCCCGGGCAUGUGAGGACUGGCAGAAUAGACUUGAGCAAGGAGAGCUUACUCCAGAACAUCAACAGAAGCUCAAGGUUGAAGCAGAAAAAAGAAGAGGAAAGCUUGACCCAUGGAAGGUGAAGCAUUUUGAGCCCAUUUGGGGGCAGAAGAGUGCAGAUGAAGAACAAGAUACUUUCACGUAUCGCCCAUCCUCAUCCAAGGCAGCAAUGAAGAUCAAGCCUAUCUUGAAGAAACCAAAGCUGUUGACUUCAGGGAAUGACCCCCAGAUAGAUUACAGAGUAAUAGUAGAUGUUGCUUCCCCAAGCACAUCUCAACUUGACUUGCAAGUUCAAGUGCCUCCAAAUGUUUCAUGUGAGAAAACUUCAGAGGAGAGCCAUGCUUCCGCUCCUUCUUCUCCCCAUGACAAAAAACACAAAGAGAAAUCAGAAUCUGUGACAGGAGAGGUUUUCUGCUCUAAUCAAGAAAGUGUUCAAUAUUCCAUCAGUUCUCUCCCUGAGGAACCUGAAGAAAAGGCACCUGAAGCAUCCUCUCCUGAUUUGGCAUUUCUGGACAGUGGUACAGCACAUAUUGAAGCAUCUCCUUGUUCUGACUUCCUAUCCAGAUCAGAUGAGAUGCUUGACUCUGUGUCCAUUUCUUCAUCAGAUGACGUUCCAGAGAUUUCCCCCAAAGCAUCAGAGUUACCUGAUACCAUGCCACUCAACUCUCUAAUAGAGGCUAGUGAGGGGCAUAUUUCUUUGCACAAAAGAGAACUUCCUGAUGCUCUAAAUGAAUCUCCACAAGAUUCUUUCAUUGAGACGUCAGAUAUGAAUACCAGUUUACAAUCUGUGGUUGAGGAAAUGCCUGAUUCAGAGGUGCUAGCAGUAAUGACUGCCAAAUCCCCUGACCUCUCCAAUAAUAAAGAGGAAGGUGAAAAGUCAGACUUGAGAGAAGAGCCAAGAGACAGAGGGGAAUAUGAGUUUGCCUUGUCUCCUGUGCUAAUGGGUGCCACUGAGGUAUCAUCCAUCAGUUCUCCUGAAAACUCUCUGGAUCAAAGUGCAGCUAACUCAAGGAAGAAAGAGGAUUGUAAGUCAAAUGAAGAAAGCUCCAACAUGCAAACAGAAGAGGAAGAUGAGGAUAACAUUGAGGGUGUAUUUUCUGAACUCAUAUCAUCUCAGAUGGAUGAUAAUGAAGAUGUUCAACAAGAUAUCUCACCUUUGCCAUCCAUCAGUGACUUGACAGAGGCAACUCAGAAAGAACUUAUCAUGCAAGAUCCAACAGCACCCAUGCAGGAAAGUGGUGAAUCCUCUUCCAGUGGUGUGGCUGCAAGUCUCACUAGUGGCACUCAUGAUCCUGAUGAACUCCAGUCUUGGCAACUUGAAGGAUGUAGCCAGAAGUCAGAUAAAUCUGAUGAUUCUGAUAAAAAUAUUCCCAUUUUGAAUCAGACCAAGGCUCUUUGCUUGGAGGCAAGGGAUUCAAUUCCUUGUGCUAAUCCAUCUGUCACUUUGAAGGAGGUCCAAGAAGUUCACAGUGUUCAAAGUGCACAUAGUUCCACGGAAGGAGAUAUUUGCAAUGAAGCAGCAAUAGCACUUGAAGAUAUUGACAUGUCUCAUCCAAUAUUGACUCAUAGACAAGAUGAGUCAUCACAGAACUCUUGUAGCAGUACAAGUUUAUCUGAAACAUCAGAUCCUUUUUCAGUAAUCAAGAAAACACCUGAAGUAACUUUUGCUGAACUCAGCAAUCAAGGAACAUUAGUAGAAAGUGAUGUGGCAGAAGAUACACCUACAAGUGCAAUUCAAGAAGUGAAAACCUCAUUCGAGAGUUCAAGCCCAUCGCCCAGCAUUGUAGAGCCUGUUGCUACAAAGAAGUCCCUGAGUACUGAUAUUUACAGUCAAGGGGAUACAGAAAAUGUCAAGCCUCCAUCCAGUUUCAAGACUCCUAGUGCAGCAAAAUCCCGCCAGAAAUCUCAGAAUAUGAUGGUGAAACGAUCAAACCGGGAACCAAAGGGGGAGGUCAACCUGGAGAGGUCUUAUCAAAUAUGUGCAGCUGUGAUCCAAAACAGUCCAAAUAGAGCAGCACUUCAAAGUCAGCUUUGCCCCCCUCCCGUGAUGAAAGCCAUCAAUGAAUCAAAAACAGUUGCUCCCUCCUGGCCAACAGCCACCAUCACUACCAGCAGCCCAAAGACAAGAGUUAGCAGUAUUGGAACUUCUAGCACAGUAAUGGGGACUCGAGUCACAAGGGCUGUGGUUCCUGUUUCUCCAAUGAAGAGUGGGGCAAAUGUGAACCGUGGACAGCCUCUGCUGACUCAGUCUUUUCAAGAUGGUGUACAAGACAGUGCUCUCUCUGAGAUCAGGAGAAAUCCCACUUCCUCCGAACAUUUGCAAGUUGUUCAUUCCAAUAACCAGAGAAUUAGCUCAGUAGUAUCUGGAGUGACUUCACCUCUCUUGACUAACAUGGCUGAGGAGGAGAUGAGGCAUAUGAGAUUGGAAGAGCUUCAAAGGCUAAGGCAAUAUGGAGAACCGUUACGGUCUUCCAGCUGCCCUCUUCCAAUUCAAAGAAAACCUGAUGCAGUGGUGGCAAGUGCAAUGAGGGGAGUGCCAAGAGGAAGGCCAUCUAGUGUCCUUCCUUUGCUCAGCACUUAUUCCACUGCCACUCCUCCCACUUCAGAUGCCCUUCCCUCAUCUACCCAUGUGACACCAAAAGUUAAAACAGUUCAUGUUCCCCAAACUCUGCGUGCCCAUUUCCAUCGUCCUCCACUGGAAAUGCGGGUAGUGCAUGGAAGUGUCUUGAAACAGGAGAGGAAUCUGGAAUGUAAUGGGCUAACAGGUGUUUCUCUUCACCCAGUCAAUCAGAUUCAGGUGUCAGCUUCAGCACCUCGCCUUGUGCCUCAGUCUCAUCAUCCACGCCUUCCCAUGGCCCCCAUAUCUACAGCUUUAAUACAUUUGUCUCAUCCCCAGGUAGCCAAAGUUCAUCCCACAGCUCAGACAAAUCAUAAAUCCAGUGACACAAUUGUACACCCAGAGCCUAGUCCUUCUGGGGUGUGCCCCAGUGAGUCCUCUUCAGUUGCUGAACAGGAGCGAUUCUCAGUGCCUGCUAGAGGACCAUCAGCUCAGUUUGAUGUGAUAUCAAGUGAGGGAGUCACUGCAGGAUCGUUGAGUGAUUUGAACAGUGUUCAAUCACAUAAAUCCUGUGAUGUGACCACUCAGGUUCUGGUCCAUCCUUUGAAUCAGUUCCCUUGUUCUCAGGCUCCUAAAGCUGGAGUCAAUGCCACUAUUGCUGGUAGCCAUCUCCUCAAGAUCCUGUAG
Messenger RNA from Darwinula stevensoni, 3639 nucleotides. Lineage: Eukaryota; Metazoa; Arthropoda; Ostracoda; Podocopida; Darwinulidae. The record is from the annotation of a GenBank genome assembly.